CGGAUGUCAGUCGUGUCAUUUUGGGUUACGUUACACAUGAUACAAUUGACUCUAACAUUAAUAUGUUAUUAUUGUUAUAGUGUCACUUCGCAAGUCAACUUCUUUUGAUAGUGUAACGUCCUGCAAAUAUGAACGCACCAUGAACACCACCAACGUCACUUCCGGUUUAAGGCAGCAUGGCGGCGGCUGGUUAAGCGACGGCUCCGUUUUAGUUUGUUUGUACGGUGAAAUUACUUUCAGACACGUUGGCUGGACAUUUGCAUGGAAUAGACGAUGUGCGGUUCGAUGGCUUCUUGUUCAUGGCGCCUCUCACGUGACAUGCUGGCGCCAGUCUGAUUGGAGUGAUGGAGAAGUUUGGGAUGAGUUUCGGGGGCGGUCCCAGCAGGAAAGAGCUUCUGGAAGCUGUCGAGUGCCAGAAGAAGCAGCUGGUUCAGUACCAAACUCGCUUCAAGGAUGUUGUCUGUGCUUACAAGAGCCUGCUGAAGGAAAAAGAGGCCCUCGAGGCCUGUCUGAAAGUCUUGAGUGUGUCCCAGGUCGUUGACCAGAACCGGGAGCGCUGUGAUGAGGCCGUGGUCCUCCAGGAGGAUGGUGAGGACGGUGUGGAAGUAUCUGUGGAGUCUGCAGAACCUAGUGAAGAAGUGACAGAGGAAGAUGCAGGAGAACCAGGAGGUCUUACCAGGCUGGAAGAAAAGGCGGUUGAGAGCGACAAAAUGGGGGCGGAGCAGCACCAGGCCACACCUACUCACAAUGUGGAGGCGGAACGCCGAAUCAUGCAGCUCAAGACCCAACUGAGCACGCUCACCAGUGCCUUGGCCACAGUGACGCGGGAGAAGUCUCGCAUGGAGGCCAGCUUCCAGGCUGACAAGCGCCAGCUGAAGCAGGAGGUGGAGGAACUGCAGGACCGCCUUCUUGCUGUGACUGCACAGCAGGAGGCGGAGCUCCGUGCCCUCCAGCAGCAGUUGGCAGAGAGCCGCGCUCGCGUCAUCACGCAGCAGCACGAGCGGGAGCAAGAACAAAGCGACCAGCUUCAGCAGCUGCAGGAGUUGCAGAAGAUCCUGCAACAGGAGCGAGACCUGCGACAGGACGCCGAGCUCCGCCUCCACGAGGCCAACACCGCCGCCCUGGCAGCCUCACACGCCACGGACCGCAGGUCUGAGUUUGAGGUUCACCUGAACCAGGUGAGAGAGGAGCGAGAUGAUCUGAGGAGAAAGUUGCAGGCAGCCAAGGAGGAACAGGAGAAAGAAGAUCCCAGACUGGAGCAGCUCCAGCAGGAACUCGGGAAGCUGAAACAGCAUCUCCAAGACCAGAUACACAACGAGACCAACAAGGCUAAUCAAGAGGAGGAGCGUGCUCGUGAGUGUGCUCAUGACGCAGAGCUGCGGGUGGCGGGUCUGGAGCAGCGCGUGUCCGAGCUGUCGGAUCUUCUGGGUUCCUGUGAGAAGGCGAGGCAGCGAGACCGGCAGGCGGCUCAGACGCUUCGGGAGCGGAUUGCGCAGCUGGACACGGAGAACAAAACGCUCGCCCUCGCCGCCUCCAGCAGGUCAGCUUACGACCUCAGCCUGGACGACUCCCAGCUGGAUGUGACGGCACUGAAGGAGAAGCUGGAGAAGGUGAAGAAGUUGCUGCUAGCGGCGCAGAGGAACUCGCACCAGAUGCUGAACGGCAAGGCCGAAAGUGAGGCAGAACCUGGCGAAGACGCCGCUACGUACCAGCUGACGCUCCGGCAUCUGAAGGACGAGCUGGAGCGGUACAAGCUCAGAGCACUCGCCACGUCCAAGAGCAAAAACGCCAAAGAUGGCUGCCAUGCCCGAGAGCUGGAGGAAGUGCGUGAGCGGCUGGUGGAGCUGCGGGAAAAGUACAUCAACCUUCGCGUUGACGGCGAUAAGGCCGCCGCCACACACCGCCACCAGCUAGAACAGCACCAGCAGCACAUGGCGGCGCUGCUGCACAGCCACAGACAGGAGGUGGAGCGUAACGAGACCGUGCACCACAAAGAGCUGCUGAGUCUGGAGGCGAAGCUACACAAACAGAGGGAGAGAACAAUGGCACUGCUGGAUGAAAAAGACCAGGAGCUGGAGCGCCUGAAAGCCGCGGCGCUGACCCGCGACCCCCUUGUACAAAGCACGGGCUCUGCCGGCAAGACGGAAGAGAACAGCCGCGUCGAGGAGGGCGAGACUGACUCUAUCAGCCAAGCGCUGUGGCGAGCCACGCCCACUGAGCCCACGCUGCUUCUGUACGCCGAGCAGCUGGCUAGAAAGGAAGUGGAGGCUGGCACGCUGAGGCGGCACAAGCGCCAGCUGGAGGAGGACAUCCACCAGCUGCACGGCAAACUUCUGGCCAACGCCGAACGCCACGACAAUGAGACUCACGAGCUCCGAGCGCAGAUGGACAAACUGAUCCGAGACCACAAGCGAGAGGGCUCCAACAUGGAGUACCUGAAGAACGUCAUCUUUAAGUUCCUGACGCUGCAGGACGCCAGCGGGAGGCAGCAGACGCUCAACGCCAUCCUCAGCAUCCUCCACUUCAGCCCCCAGGAGAAACACGCCGUCCUCAGGCAGCAGGGGGGGUCAUGGUGGAGCGCCAACAAGAGAUGACGUCAGCAUCACCGACUUGCAUACCAAACGUACUUUUUCAAUAAGGCGCUCUGUAGGUAGACGUCAACGUUCCAAUAAAUGUUUAUCAUUCAAUCUUUUAUUACUGGGAAUCUUUUCUACCUCAUUAUUCACUGCAGGCAGCAAGUGAUAGAAAACACUUGCUACGUUUAUUGGAUCUACAUGGCUUACAUCCUGUCCAGCCCGUGUGUCACAUGAUUAACCUACAUGGUGUGCGUCUUGUUGUGCGUUGAGGACAUGUUGCAGGUCUUUGGACAGCGACUGCAUGAUGGACGUGAUCAACGAAUCAAGUGUGUUCAAAAUGUCGUCUCUCACCUGCAGCUGCUGACUUCGCGCUUUCAUCUGAAAGUCACAGACAGUAUCAGAGCUUUUACUUUGAAAGAAUGGCUUGAAGCGGAACUGACCAGUUUCUCUCGGAGCUUCAGAACCAAGUCAACGAUCUCCACCUCUGACUUGUCUCGGGUCCACGCCAGCAGGUCCUGAGCAAGAAGCCGCAGGUGUUGCUUGGACUGGAAUGUGAUGGAGGUGUGGUUGCCGUGACGACUUACAGCCGCGCAGAUGACCUCCAGGUGGAGACACUCCAGUUUGCGCGUCAUCUCUCCGUGGCGCUGGCGGUACCAGCCAUCAAAGUUUGGAGACUUGAAGAACUUCCUGUUGACAGGGUAGAUGCAGCAUAAACGCACCCGCUUGGCGUGCCCACGUCUCACCUGGCGCACCUGUACAGUCCCGUCCAAUCGCCUCGCAGCGCCGAGGUCAGCUGAGGGCCGCCGUGCUCCAGCAUGGACAUGAACUCAUCCUGAUUGAAGGGUCGAACCUGCGGGGGCGUCUGAAGACAAAACGCAGGUCGGUGUGGUGUGGGAGGGCGUGACACUGAUGUCAGAGGCGUGGCUUACCUUCCAGGGUGUCACAGACCUCUGCAGCGGCAUCAGGCUGGCCAUGUAGCGCUCCUGACAGACAGGAAGCAGGGCGACACGCUUACUACCAUGCCGGGCGCCUUCCUGUGAUGCCUUCUUACCAGUGGGAUGAUGAAGCUCUGGGUCAGCUCCAGAAAGUGUCUCCUCAAGAUGGCGCUCUGCACCUCAGAUGGCCUCCUCCUCUGGAUGCCCUGUGGAGACAUACGUCUCUCACCUUCAUGCUUCCUGUUGGCACUUUGCCCUCCGGCUGCGGCAAUGUUACCUUCAGCAUGCGUUUGAUGAGGACCUUGUCCUUCAGCAGGAAGCUCUUGUAAGCCGUGAAGACUCCUGCACACAAAUUCAUGAAGCCUUGAUUGUUGUUGUUGUUGUUAUUAUUAUUAUUAUUAUUACUACUAUUAUAUGCAACAGUGGCUCGCUCCUGUGGAGCGUGACGCAGCCAAUUAAGCCUGUGAUUGGUGGGCUUGUACAAGAUUACAGCUCAACAUUUGCUAUAGAAAUGAGUGCUGUAACACAUUGACCGGUCCCAGCUGCAGCAACACUUCCCUUCGCUCUUUAAUUACCAUCGUUUGCUGGCAACGAAGGGAGCUAACAGGAUCCACGUUAGCAGCGUACAGGCUGUGAGUGGUCCACUAUGUCACACUACUUCCUGUGUUGAAUCAUGUCCCCCUAUUUCUUUAACUCACUCAAUACCAAAGACGCAGCUUCGUGUUUUAUUGCGUGAGAGGCAAGAAAACGUCAUAAAUGUCCACAAGGUGGCAGAAGUGCUUUCGAUAGGAGUGCGGCAGGGAUCCUUUGCAUGCAUUGACACGCUAGACAGCAAGGAGGAAGUAGAAGAGCGUGGAGGAGUGUAGCGUGCAGAAGGUUACGCGUUGUAGGGACAUUUUAACGCAUGCACGCACACAGUUUUAGUUAAUGUGAAACUGUAUUGUAUUGUAUUGUAUUGUACUUUAUUUAUCCCACAGCAGGGAAAUUCACUUGUUACAGCAGCAAGCAAGAUACGCAAGUAAAGAAUACAUAGUGACGACAACAUGGUUCAGGUGGUGCAGGUGUUGUAGAGCCUGACAGCGGUCGGUAUGAAGGACCUGCGGAACCUCUCCUUCUUACACCGUGGGUGUAACAGUCUGCUGCUGAAGGAGCUGCUAAGGGAACCCACAGUGUCAUGUAGCGGGUGAGAGGUGUUGUCCAUGAUGGAUGUCAGCUUAGCCAACAUCUUUCUCUCCUCCAUGGAGUCCAGAGGACUGUCCAGGACAGAGCUCGCUCUCCUGAGCAGCCUAUUGAUUCUGCUCCUGUCCCUGUCCGUGCUGCCCCCUCUCCAGCAGCAUAGAAAAUGGCUGAGGCCACCACAGAGUCAUAAAAGGUCCGUAAAAGAGUCCUGCACACACCAAAGAACCUCAGUCUCCUCAGCAGGUGGAGGCGACUCUGGCCCUUUAUUGUAAAUAGUUAUUUUGAUGUUUUUUGUGUUUGUUGGUAUAGUUGUUUAGAUAUUUGAGCAAAGCAAAAAAUAUUUGUGAAAGUGACAGUUACGUAUCUUGUCACAAAAAGCUGUUUUUCUCCCUUUUUUAAUUUGGAACUUAUAUUUUCCUCAAACUUGUCUAUGCUCUAAUGCUGAUUACUAAAGAACGCAAAAAGGUAGAAACAAACUUUUUUUUCGGAUGAAAGGCAGGAGUCUAAUGUGACUUUUGGUAGGUGCCGUGGUUAUAUAGCCAUAGAACUCAAUAUUCUGUGUGCCUCGAAAGAUCAUCAAAACAGCUGCUCCUGAAGGGGUUGUCUUUUGGAAAAUGCCUGGGAGUGAAAGAGUUCAUGUCCAUGGUUCACUCGGGAUGAAGGAAGCUAACAAGCUAAACAGUUGACUCACAAGUAAAAAACUGCACGCCCCCCAACAAUAAAAGGAUGAAGACGGCCUUGGAGGGCUUCACUCCGUGUGCACGCUCACCUGGUUUGGUGUCCAGCGUCUUCAGUUUGGACACCUUCUUCACCUUCAACUGCUUGGGGACGUGGCCUGACAGGGAGGAAGCCAUAACAGUUCCGACUGGAUGGGUUUGCUCAGUGAAGAAGACACGGACACUAAGAAUCACCUGUCAUCUUUGUGUCUCCCAGUCGCAGGACGUGCGGCCAGCUGUGGAAGGUCUUGAUGAAGAAGGGGUUGGUCACACCCAGGAUCACGUUGGGCCUGACGGACACAACAGCUGGCGUGAAGGGAGCUCAAGGCGAGGAGGAGGCGCAGGAGGAGGAACGCAUGGAACUCACGGCGCUUGCGUCCUGGUGGUGAAUUCCCGGAACUCGCAGUCGUGGAUGGUGAAAUACGGACGGAAAUCGCAGAAGAACUUGAGAGGACUGAUGGAGCUGAGGACACGGACACAGCUGACAAGAAUCUGAUUGGCUGGUGUCAAGGGGGGUUAGGUACCUGAUGAGCGCUAAGACGGUUUCUGAGGAGACGGUGGGGGAUGGCGCCAUGACGACCACGGGCUCGCCGAGUAAGGUGAGCUCCCAGAGCAUCUGCAGAUGGAUCAGGACCGACUGGAAGCACCUGGACAGAUUAAAGGUCACCGAGUGGACACGCGUGGACAGGGCAAAGCCAAAACCAGACACAGCAACUGACCUGAAGAGGUCCAGCUCGUGUACAGAAGGCAGCAGAGUCGGUGUGGGGAGGACAUUCUGAGGAUUAAAGUUAGCGUUAACGCCAUUAUGGACCGCAAUCUGCAGACCGCAGUCCGCCAUCUUGCUUUUUCAAUGUGGCAGGAAAGCCAAGUUUAGCAUCUUAGGAGGUGCACGCCUGCUAACCACGUUACUCCGCCUCCUGAUCACUGCAGCAACUACCUGGAGGAAAUCUAAAAGUGUUGAAGAGUGUUGGCUCACCUCCUUCACCGCGGCUCUCACUGGACUUCCCGCUUUGUCCUUCUGGCACGGAAUUCUCACCUGAAGAACGGAACCACGUCAUUGGUAGAAAACUCAGCCAAAACACAACAACACACACUCACCUGCAGGACCACGCCCACAAGGGGCAGGUGAAAGGUCAGUCCAGCAGAGAGGAAAGGCCAUUGGUCGAUCUCGUUGCACACUGCAUGGAAGACAUCAACUACAGUCAAGGAUUGUCUCAACACACACAUGGCCGACAUCACGACCACGUGACCUGUUUCCAGACACGGCUCCGACUUGUCGAAGAACUCGGGGGCAAUGAUGUGAAGCAUGGAGUAAAAAAGCUGAACGAACGGCAGCCUGGACACCAACACCAGCGACUGCAACAAUGGAAACAUCAUAUUCUACCAUACUUUGCACCGCUUUCAUGCACAACAACAUCACCUUUUGGAAGUAUCCUCGCUUCACAGACACGUCCUUGAUUUGUCUAAAAUACACGUAGCCAUAAAAAUGGGAGGUUUCGCUCUAAGGAGACAGGAAGAGACACACACAGACUUCCUGUCAAACUGCUCUUUGCUUGACGGCGUGCUGCGAUUGGCUACCUGAAGCACAGCAGGGGCGUCUCUGUUGUAAACGACCUCUCUGGGGCGAGAAUGUCUGCGACCAACCGACUGGCGCAUCCUGAAGCUGAACUGGGUGUCCCCGAUGCAUCCUGGAAAGACUCGGACAUAAAUGACGUGACUUAAGGACCUAGGGGACCUUGAAACAUUUACCUGAGUAGGAGUCUGGAAAGGAAAGGUAGCAAAGGCUGUUUUUCUGGGAAGAAAAUGGCAGGAAAAGCUGUGAUAACAUGUCAAUAAUGUCAUAAGAACCACGACUAUUAACUUACCUCCUUCUCAGUCAGCUUCACAUGAUGAGGGUAAACCAGCUGACAAGAAUAAAAACAUUCACUUGACACAAAGUCAAUCCGCAUUUAUUAAAACAACAUGCUGUGAUGACAAUGCUUAACGGGGCUAAGCUAACAACAGCGACGACAAUGCUGACAGGGCUAAGCUAACCAUAGACAUACAAUAUAUAUGUAUAGUCCCUUCGAGCGCUGAGCAGUAAAGUCAACGUCGCCGCCAUAUUGGAUGUGUCAAGGCUGCGCUGUAAGUGAAUACAAGUACAGUCAAACUUGUCUAUAGCGGCCACUAGAGGGAGUCUGCAAAAGUGGCCGCUAUAGACAGGUUGGCGUCCAGUUUGAAUGUUGACCAGUAGAGGAAAAAAAAAGAAAAAAAGGGAAAAUAAUAAUAAUAAUAAUGUUGACCAGUAGAUGGCACUGCGGACUGCUGAUAAAAGUUGUACAGCACUACUAGGCUUGUUAUUAUCAUGGUUCAUGGUUUUAAUCCUGAACAUGCAUAUGAGUCAAACAGUAGCACAUCACAUAGUACAAUUCACAAUUUUGCAUGUCCAAAAAGGAGUAGGAAGAAGCAAAGCUUAUUUAAUCCUACCCCUCAUCAGUUUCACAUCAGUUGCAAUACAUUUAUUCACCUCUUGUUCUUCCAAGUGUACUUUGUAGGUCUACAUGACAAUGUAGUGCAAUCAUAGCCAAGGUUUUUACUUACUAAAAGGAAGCUAGAGGCUUAAUAAUAACUGAUAACUGAUAAAAUACUUCAGUUAAGUACAACCGAACUCAGUUUUGCUCCCGCUGCCCCAUGGAUGCUAGCAUAUGUUUUUUAAUUAUUGUAGCGUCGCUGGGAGCACGUCCUGUUCCCAGCCUAAUUUGCGGUAAUGUUUUGGUGCAAAUGCUCUUAAAGUUACAUGUUUGACCAGGAAAUAGCAAGCUCAAAAGAAGACGGCUUUUUUAUGUGGAACAACUGACAGUUUGUGUGGAUCUUGUGAAUGAUUGUGACUGAGCUAGGACUCAGUAAUUAAAGUCUACACACAACGCCUUCAUUGAUUGGAAAACAAAACUUUUUCGUGCAUGAAGCUUCUACUUGAGUUGGUAAUUUGGCUGCUAUAUGGAGUCAGAUAUUGACCAAGGGAGACAAAAUGGGUGGCUGCUGGCUGCGUUGGACAGGUGACUGCUAUACACAGGGUCUAUAACAUGUAAAUUUGCUGGGGGGGAUUUUUCAGUGGCUGCUAUAGGCAGGUGGCCCUUCUAUAAAGGUGGCCGCUAAGACAGGUUUGACUGUAAAUGUACUUACUUUCAUUAAGCGCCUUUCUACAAAGACAUUAAAGCUAAUUCCUCUCGUUUAUACAUUCACUCACACACACACUAACAUACUUGGAAAACAGUCAGGCACCAAAAACAAU
Messenger RNA from Dunckerocampus dactyliophorus (ringed pipefish), 8677 nucleotides. RefSeq names its product GRIP and coiled-coil domain containing 1 (gene gcc1). Bases 345 to 2594 code for a protein of 749 amino acids. The transcript has 3 exons. The record is from RefSeq and is a predicted model, not a curated record. Gene Ontology annotation, cellular component: Golgi apparatus. Lineage: Eukaryota; Metazoa; Chordata; Actinopteri; Syngnathiformes; Syngnathidae.